Messenger RNA from Sapajus apella (tufted capuchin), 4637 nucleotides. It is a transcript of the gene DNAJC19, whose product is annotated as DnaJ heat shock protein family (Hsp40) member C19. The transcript is spliced from 6 exons. The record is from RefSeq and is a predicted model, not a curated record. Gene Ontology annotation, biological process: protein import into mitochondrial matrix. Gene Ontology annotation, cellular component: PAM complex, Tim23 associated import motor. Bases 94 to 444 code for a protein of 116 amino acids. Lineage: Eukaryota; Metazoa; Chordata; Mammalia; Primates; Cebidae. Gene Ontology annotation, molecular function: ATPase activator activity.
GCUCUGCUCGGGGCGUGCGGGCGUCCGCCGCGGUCUGUGCGCUGGGAUGAGCCGGGCUCCCGGUGGAAGCGAGGGAAGCCAGCCGCAGCAGCCAUGGCCAGUACAAUGGUAGCAGUUGGACUGACCAUUGCAGCUGCAGGAUUUGCAGGCCGUUAUGUUUUGCAAGCCAUGAAGCAUAUGGAGCCUCAAGUAAAACAAGUUUUUCAGAGUCUACCAAAAUCUGCCUUCAGUGGUGGCUAUUACAGAGGUGGGUUUGAACCCAAAAUGACAAAACGGGAAGCAGCAUUAAUACUAGGUGUAAGCCCUACUGCCAAUAAAGGGAAAAUAAGAGAUGCUCACCGACGAAUUAUGCUUUUAAAUCAUCCUGACAAAGGAGGGUCUCCGUAUAUAGCAGCCAAAAUCAAUGAAGCUAAAGAUCUGCUAGAAGGUCAAGCUAAAAAAUGAAGUAAAUGUAUCAUGAAUUUUAAGUACAUAUUACUUUAUGUAUAUGAGUACUAGCUUUUUAUAAUAAAAUGCCUCAGAGUUACAGUUUUAAAAAACGAUUUAGCACAAGCUAAAUCUCAAAGCCUUGGUAUAAUUUUUGUUUAAACACGGGGAUUUUAAAUUAGACCAUAGUUUAGAAUAUUUGCAUAUUAUGGGCAAACACCAUUUGAAGAUUAAUAUUGUUCAUUCCUCAUUUAGCAGAUGAUUUGGGACCUAUGUCUACUCUUCAAGGCAAAGUGAAGAUGACAGUCCUUGCUCUCAGGGAGCCCCCACUUUAAUGGGAGACUGAUAAACUGGUAAUCGGACUGUGUGAUAAAUAGUAUGAUAGAAAUUCACUCAAGCUGUUCAAGUAGGGAGUCUUAUGAGUUUAAAAAGAAACAAAAAAGAUAAAAAAAAAGGCUGUUCCAGGUACAGGCAACUGGCCCAGCAACUUGGAUACUUGGAACCUUGUAUUUAAAAGUGAAUUUAGCCACAGCUUAGACCUGAGAAAUUGACCUAGGGGUGUGGGUGGGUGUAUAUGUAUUCUAUUUACAUACAUAUAUUAAUAAACAGUAUUUCAUACAUUAAAAAUAGUAUGAUAAAGAUUUCAGAGUACAGGUCUGGCACAAUCAGCUCAUUGCAGCCUCAACCUUCUGGGCUCAAGCAAUCCUCCCACCUCAGCCUCCCAAAGUGCUGGGAUUACAGCCAUGAGAAGUAUUUACUUUGUAUUCAGCUAGCCCCUUAAAGGUACUGACCAUUUAUAAAUUAUUCCUUCAGUUGGCUAUUUCUUGACAAUCAAACUUUUGUAAUUAUGAUUAAGCUUAAACACUGUUAGCAAAACUGAAAUGUUCUCAAUAUCAAAAUAUUCAAUUUGGACUAUUAAUUUAUACACUAAUAAAUGAUGUUUAAAGGCAGAUUACUUACUGUUAAUCUAACAUAAAAUAUAUAAGGAUCUCAACCAGAGGACCUGUAUAAAACAUCUGACAUAAACUUGUAUUUCCCAAGAGGAGUAUUUGUUAUGCAUAGCUCUAAUAUGAUAAAGUAUAAUACCUACCAUCUAAACGUCCUUAAAUCAUUAGAAGGUUCUUAGUUAUUAAUGGAGGAUACAAGGACUUCUGAGGUUAAAAAGUAGUGGAGGUAAUAUUUAUCUGCCUCUUAAAGGUGUAUCUGCUCUUUGUGUUUUCUAUCCUAUACCCUUGUUUAAAAUCUGAUGGAGUCUGUUAUGAUUUAGUGUCAUGCUGAAGCACUAGCUUCUAAGACUUUUAUACAGGAUAAUUAUUUCCAGGGAAAAGCAGACAGAAAGGUAUAGUUGGUUCUUGUUUGUGGUAAUUCUGUUUUUUAAGGCGGUUGUGAACACUGAAGUCGCAAAUAAGUGACAAGUUCCUAAGAGAAUUAGAUUCUGUGACCCUUUUGUCACAGUUUUGUCUGCCAGUCAGUAUAUAACCUUCAUCUACAUGCUUCUGCGUGAAAACACCUUUAGUAGUAUUUCAUUAACUGAAUUCACAGCCAACAGCACUGUAACUCACGCUGGGCACAUCACGGCCGCCUUUGCAUUUAAGAAUACUAGGCAGCACACUGCACUACUCCUCUUGGGAACCAUCUUAAAACAGCAAAAUCAACAAAAAGCAUACACAUGAAACCUGGCACUAAAUAGAUCCCAAAAAGGAUACCUGUUUAUGAUUUGAGAGCUGAUACGUGGCACAGGAUUGCCUUGUGCACAUAAACUGAUCUCAAUUUUUUAUCACUGCAAAUAUUCACAAAUGACCAGAAAAGGAUGUUGAUUUUGGAGUUACAAAUAAAUUCUAGUGAGUAGGCAAAUUCACAAGUAAGGAAUCCUAAUAAUGAGGAUCAACUAGAUUUUGGUUUACUAACCUUUUAUUUCAGUCCAUUGGACAAAUCAAAAAAUGUUUCUCUGAACAAGAGGUUUAUGAAGAAAUAGUUCACUUAAAAGCAAAUUUUUCAAAGACAGACAAUGAAGCAUUAACUCUAAAAAGGGAAAUUUAACUUAAUAGGUAUAAAUACUUGAGUGUUUAGUGCAAAUAGCAUACCUGUUCUAAGACAGGUGUUAAGACAAUGGAAGCCACUCUCAUACUGAGCAGCACAGCAGAGCACAUUUUUUCUUGCAGAGUCAUCAGUUUUACUUUCUCUAGGCUUACCUUUUUCAAGUAGAAGAAUCCGUAUUUCAUUGAAGGCUAUUAGGCAAACUGAACAUUUAAAUGUCGUCUGUGAGGGCUCUACAUCAUGGUAGGUAAUUGAUGCAAAUACAAUCCAUAAAAACUUUUAUUCUCUUACAAAAUACUUGAUCUGUAACAUUUAUUGAGUACUUAUAAUGUGCUAGCACUGUGCUAAGUAUUCUUCCUUAUAUGUGCUAGCACUGUGCUUAGUUUCACAUGUGAUGACUAGUUAUGAUGAGUACGUUUCACGUGAGGAAAUGGAAGUUUAGUAAGAUGAAGCACCCAAGGUGACAUGCUGAGAAAGGCUGAUCUUUCUCAGAUCCCGAGUUCUAUUCUCUUUUGUACUACAGCCUUCGCAAUUCUGAUAACCUAAGCAUGUUUUCCUUGAUGGUACUGAGGUUUGAGUCUGGUACUUGUCUCUACGGAUGUAGCUUGGGGUCUCAUUGGUUUACUCAGUGUUUACUCAUUGGUGCUUCGAGAUAUAUUUCACAGGAGAAGUCAGCAUGAUUAAACACACUUAGGAAAUGGGAGGUAGGUUGCAAGUUAAACUUCUGCAAAAGCUAGGUAAAUCUGAGCUUCAAAGCUCUGGCUUUCUCUGUAAAAGGGCAAGAUACAUGAGCAACUUGAAAUUCUGAGGAUUCCUCCACAUUUAUGGCUAGGGAAACAAAAGUCCAGAGCAAAUGGUUUGAGGCCCCACAGCUGGUGAAACUAGAAUUAGGUCCUGAGAGUCUUCUCCAAUUCACUGUGUUCAUAUUAGUCCUCUUAGAAGUUUGUGGGGAAUUCCGAUCUAGAGCUUUCAUAUUAGACCUGAAUAUCAAAAGUUUUUGUGAGUCACUUAAGCCUCUUCCCUUUGGCCUUUACUGGUCACCUGAGUUGACAUUAUUAGAAAUGAGUCCUAAGGUGCUAUAUAAAAACUGCUUUGUUGGUAAAAAGUGAGCUAUAAUGGGUGGUCCUAGAAGUUAAACUCUCUUCCCACCUUUAGUUCUCCUGCCGUCAAGUAUUUUUCCAAAUGAUGUACUUAUGGAAACAUUUAAAUGGAAAAACAGUGAGAACUGAGAAAAAUUAGGUAACCAUCUUAACAUACUGCCACACUGAAAGCUGAAUAAAUUCGGUAUACUGAAUAUAUACAUCCUCCCAUACAGAAAACCUUGUAUCAGAAAUGUCUAAAAACAAAACAGGCAUAAUGCUUCAUUUAAAGGGUUAGCGGGGUUUUAGUUAGAAUGCGGAGUUCUAUCAUGAGAAAUUAUAUAAGGCAUCUCUCUGUUGACAGUGACCUAUCAAGGUUUUACAGUCCAGAAGCUUGUAGCAGGUUCACAUUUUGAGUGCACAUGAUACUCCAAACAUGGUAACAUGAAAAUUUAGAACAUGGCUCAACAAUGUGAAAGAACAGACUAAUUUUUUAAAAACUGGUAAAUUUGAUGUAAACGAAGUAAAAAAAAUCACUAUGUAGAAUGCUCUCCUAGGUUUUUGGUUAUGUAAAGUAUCCUGGAGUGGGUAACCUUGAGUACCAGUUAACUUGAAUGACCUAAGCUCUGCUUUUAGUUUUUGGACUGCUGUUCAGUGUGCUGUUAAUUGGCUUAAAGCCAGCUACUGCCUUAGCAACAAGAUAUAUUUAAAUGAAAGUUGCCAGGAAAAAAAAAAAAAGCAACAAGAUAUAGAUAUAUGAAGAGCUCCUAUGUUGUGUCACCUAUUACUCCUCACCCAGUGAUACGAGAUAAUCUGUUAUGGUUAACAUUCACUGCCAUCUUACUGCUGUUUCAAUUAAUGAAAUUUCAAAUAUAUGUUUGCAUUUUCAUUUACAACCUAAAGACAGCAAGUUAGUUGAAAAGGGAAGCUUAAAGAGGUUGAAAUAUAGGCACCAGGCAACAAUUAAGUAUAAAUUAUCUGAAAAAGCUAUUGGAAAAUACUUUUAAUGAAAAUGGUCUCUAAAACUAAAAAAUCAAUACGUACAUUUUACAGUUAAUCCAGUUAAGAGGAUACAAAUGUGUAAAAACUUUUAGC